CUUUUUCCAUCAUUGUGUCUGCUUGGGAAAACUUUAACCUCCUCUAAACCUUGCAUAUUUUUGGUUCAACGUUUUGGUUUGCAUCUGUGUUUACGAGGUACAAACUUACUACCCAUAAAAAAAAAAAAGGAAUAAAACAGAAAUAGUCGUGUAAAAGAAAAACUGGGUUAAAGGGAUAAUACUUGCAGAAAACAUAGUAAUGAAUAAUUCAGCAAAUGCUUAUGCUAGCCAAUUAUACGGCAGUUAUGAUAAUCACCAGCUGUAUGCAGCCACAUAACCACGUAGUGUGCAUGUCAACAGUUUUCCUUUCCCUGCCUGACGCUUGCAAGUGGCACAGCUGCUAUCUAUAGUCCGACUCUAUUUUCAGACCAUGCAGACAGGACGCAAUGGAACUCACACAAACCUUUAUUUACCGUCCAGAUCUGCUGGAAAAAUGGCUAAUCUACACUUGAGUCACAUGCGGAGUUGUCUCUUAAGAACCUGUUUUAGGAAGAGAAAAGAGCCAGUAUUUAAGGAGGGAUCAUGGAAGUGCCUGAAGGCCUGGGAGUUAACCAGUGUGUUCAUGCUGAGAAUUCGACCCCUGAUCCGGCACACCAGGCGGGCAUGGUGAGAGUGAAAGUGGAGGAGAGCUGGUUCACUGUGGAGCAGGCCUUGCUGGUAAGAAACAGUAGCUACUUUGGUGCUCUCUUCCGCUCUGGGAUGACUGAAAGCCAUCAGGAUGAGCUCCACCUUAAGGGGGGAGUUUGUGCAAGGGGUUUCCUCAUCGCCCUUGCUGUCUGCAGGGGAGAGAUUCCCACUCUAGCGGACCCGGAUGAGCUUGUAGAGGCCGUAGAGUGUGCUGCUUUCUUGCAGGUGGAACGUUUGGUGCUGCAUCUUUGCGACAUAAUUGACUCUGAUAACUGCCUAUUGCUCUACCAUGCGGCCCAUAUCUUUGGGGUGCAUGCACUCUUUCACAAGGCUGCCCUUUUCCUUUGUGAUGCUUUUGAAGAUUUGAAGGAAGCAGCAGAGAGUACAAUCCCCGAAGAACUUCUUCAGCAUUCUCAAUCAUUAUCCCCUUCCUCUUUCAUCGCGAUAGGCACACAUUCUCCAUCAAUGGAAUCGUUGCACGACUCCUUCAGAGUUGUUUGCUACCUUGAUGAAAAAGCAGGAGAAUGGAAGCAUCUGACCAACCUCCCAACUCUGUGCAGCACCUCCAUGGCUGGCGUGGUGGUUCUUGACAAUAGAUUGUAUAUUGUCGGGGGAGUUUAUGGUUACGGUAAGGACACAGUGGAUGGCAGCUUCUGCUACGAUCCUGAUUCAGGAGUAUGGACAGCUCUCCCGGGUCCUCAGCAACCAAGAUACGACUUCACCUUGCUGGGGCACGAAGGACAACUCUAUGCCAUUGGCGGGGAAUUUAAAAAACGGACAAUUUCCACAGCUGAGAGUUACAAUGUUGAGACGGGAGAGUGGACUUUCAUUCAACAUGCACCAAGACCAGUAGCUUCUGCAGCUUGUGCUGUUGCAAGACGGCGGAUGUUUGUUUGCUUCUGGAAACCACCAGACACCACAGAUAUUUAUGAAUACAUACCAUUGAGAAACGAGUGGAAACUCGAAACCACAAUGAUCAAACCUCAAAGUUAUGGCCACUGUAUGGCUUCUCACAAGGACAACUUGUAUGUGAUGCGCAAUGGGCCUUCUGAUGACUUCCUGCGCUGCUUAAUGGAAUGCUACAACAUUACGACUGGUCAGUGGACAGCCAUGCAAGGAAACUAUAUCAACAGCAAGGGAGCGCUGUUCACAGCAAUGAUAAGGGGUGACUCCGUGUUCACAGUUAAGCACAUGCUAACUCUGGUGUACACCAUCACUGGAGAUGGAUGGAAGCCUCGCAGGCAGAUGAAGGGAUUUCCAAAGAGUGGUUCACUUUGGACGUGUUUACUCAGGCUUCCCAAGUCGGGACCAGUUACACCACAGCUGGAAGCAGAAGGGAAAGAAGUAGUAAUGCCUUUGCCAGACACAUCCGAGGGAUUUGUGGAAGCUUUACUGCAACUGUGA
Labrus bergylta (ballan wrasse) is the source of this 2031-nucleotide messenger RNA. Its product is annotated as kelch repeat and BTB domain-containing protein 13. Lineage: Eukaryota; Metazoa; Chordata; Actinopteri; Labriformes; Labridae. Gene Ontology annotation, molecular function: protein binding. The record is from RefSeq and is a predicted model, not a curated record.